CACCGCACAUUGCAUAAUUUGCCAUCGUCCAGUAGCUAUCUGUAGCCUAUAUGCACUCUGUAGAUAACAAAAUAGUUCGGAGUAGGUAUCAUUUUAUUCUUGUCAGUUAUUCCGUGGCCGAAGAUAAACACGAAAGCUCUAGAAAACACAUCUGAUGUGUUAUUGGGAAAAUCUGCAAUCUCUUCCAAACACUGACUCCAGCCGAAAGUCUCAUGACGUGACGUCCUGCGGGGAGGAGACCAACACUUUCCACCGCUCUCUUCUGCAGUAUAAAUACACUCGCGCGCUGUUACAGAGCAUGUGAAGCUGUGAUUCAGCAUCAGAUCGUCUGUCCAGUGACUGCGAGACCUCUCAUCCGCAAACCAGGAUUUUGUGUGAAAUAUUUACUAAAAAAUAAAAAACUAAAGUUUUCUUCAUGGAGAAAGUUUUGAAAUUCUAAAGCUGGAAACACCGACACAAACACGCUCAUACUCUAUUUGAGACUGACUUGGCUCAUUCUUUGCUCUUGGCACUGGUUUGGGCCAUGCCGGACCUAAAGAAGUACCUCACAGAGGGCCUGAUCCAAGUAGAUAUUCUUCUCAGUCUGGCUGGGAUGCGUGUGGACGUGGAUCCCUACCUGCCCCCUUUUAGCGAAAUCAUUCUGGGCCCAAAUUCAGCUCUAACUCGGACUCAAUUCCAUAAUCUUGGAAACAUCCUGGAUGGAUAUAACCUGCACCCUAAAAGUGCAGAUCUGGAUGGGUUCUUCACAGCUCGCAGGCUUCUGAAUUGGGUUCGCUCCCUAGACCGCCUGCAGGUGCCAGCGGCGGAGCUUGAAGCCUGGUUGGUCCACAGGGAGCCUGACAAUGGAGUCUCCAUUCCAGCUCAAGUGGGUCUCCUUGAGGAAGGUGGAGGACUUGAAGAUGUGGAGGAGCCCUCAGAGCUGAGCAUGAGGUUAGGAAGUGGAGGAGAAGUGGGUUAUGACAUGGCUGAGGAUCAAACCCUUGGAGCUUUGGGUCACAUGCCAAGAAGCCUUGACCAUCCAGACGACGAUGAACCCAUUAAAGAGGACGGAGAUGGUUUGUCUUUCUUCUGGGAGCAGGAACCUCAGCAAAAUGUCCACCAGGAGCAGCUAGAAAAUGCAAGAACCCAACCCCUCAGCUUGUUUAAUGAGGAAGAAGAUGAAUUUAUGGUGGAUAGCUGGAGAAAUUCAAAUCCAUUUCACAACCAAAUGUUUGGAGAGGAUCUACAGUUGUCGGGUGUAAGGGACGACGCUUCUCUUUCCAUUGAAGAGUGCUUACAUCUUAUUGAUUCCAACUUCCCCUCAGAAGGAGAUCCAGAGUUGACGGGUCCUGAUGUACAGAAUGUAGGAGAACAUGCACUUUCCGAGUUUCAGAGGCCACUCAUGCCACCCUUGUUGCCUGAACAGGAAUCAACAACUUUAGAGCAACAAUGGCAAGAUGUUCUGGCCAUCAUGGAAUCCCAGGACAUGGAUACAGCUGAAACAAUAGGCGACUCUCCUUUCAGUAACAGUGAUUCAGACAGAAAUACUGGAUUAAUGGAAAACUUUAUUCAUCAGGAUGUUAGCCUUUACCAAGCCACGCUGCCAAGAUCCACGGAAGCACAAAAUAGCAUCACCAUGGAAGAAACCGGUUGCAUUAAAAACAACUCCAUUCCAAACAUAAAUUUGGACACUUCUUCUAAUGCAGAAGCAUUUGAAGACUCUGAUAUCAUAGACCUCCUUCUGGCUACUGGGGCUAGCCUGCCAAUCCCUAUAGAUCCUCUUCUUGAGGAAGCCAUGCUUGAUGAGACUGAACUAAUGGAUUUGGCUCUGGAAGAACUUAGCCAGGUACAGUCUGAAGAGCAAAACCCAAUGGAUUCUGACUCUGGUUUAUCCCUGGAAUACGGUCAAAGCCCUGCCUCUCCUAGUAGAUCUGAAUCUUCCAGUUCCUCCUCAUCUUCUUCAUGUUCUUCAUCCCUGUCCAGCCCAAACCCUAGUUUGAUGCAUUUAGGCGGCUCUGUGGACUACACCCAUAUCAAGGAAGAGGAUGGAGCUGUGGGCGGGUACAUGCCAGAACAAACCAAAAUGUGUCAAUCAAGCUUUUUGGAAGCCAGACAGUUCCAUCAGCUUCCUUGGCUCGAGCACAUCGGACACGAUCAUACCUACAACCAACAUCAAAGCCAGAGGAAACCUCCAGAAGAUCUUUCUGAGGAGACGCCAAAAAACAGAGUGCUGGAUCAUCUUUCCAGCCGGGACGAGAAACGCACACGUUUGAUGGAUAUCCCGUUCUCCAAUGAACGCAUCGUAAACUUACCCGUCGAUGAGUUCAAUCGCUUGCUAGCCAAAUAUCAUCUUAAUGAGGCUCAGCUUACGCUUAUCAGAGACAUUCGCCGCAGGGGUAAAAACAAAAUGGCUGCUCAGAACUGUCGUCGGAGGAAGCUAGAUGUCCUGCUGGAAUUGGAGUGCAAUGUGGAUAGCCUGCGACGCCUCCGGGCCAAACUGCUCAGGGAAAAGUCUGAGAUCUUGCGCUCCAUCAGGGAGAUGAAGCAGCAUCUUAAUAGCUUGUAUCAAGAGGUUUACGAGAGACUAAGCGAGGAACAGGGACUGCUGUACUCUGACAACAACUUUACUUUGCAGCAAGACAGCACCAGCCCUGUAACAUCACAGCGCAGAUCAGAUUCACACUCCAGACGCAAACUUAACAAGAGACAAAAACACAAGAAGUGAGAUGGAGGACUCAUGCUAUGACUAGGCUCAGGAAAAAAGCUCUCUGCUGUGAAGUCCACCUGCUGGUUUUCCACAGUUCAGUGGGAAUUUGCACCAAGUAGGGUAUAUUUACCCAAGUGAUCAUCCUUGAUAAUAUAUUGUACUAUGUAGGCACACAGUAACACAAAGUUUGGAUGUUAAAGGGCCCCAUCAAGUGUUUCCAUGAUCUUUUAUGCUAAUUGCCUUUAUGAACUCUAAAAACCUACUGUAGUGGAUAAAACUGCAGCUUGUGUGCAAGACAAUGCUCGACACAGUUGUCCAUUUCACAUGUACAGAGAAGGUUUCACAGAGGUGAAAAAUUCUCAUUCAAGGAGCCGUUUCACUCAGAUAUACAUCACAAUAGGAAAGAACAGUUGAUUACAACUUCUGUUUCACAUCCAGUUUAUAAACCAAACUGGGCUACAAGAACAUAAGGAGUGUCUGAAAUUGUUCCCAAAGUCAGAAAACCAAAAUAAGUCCAGUGGUAAAUUAUGCUUGGAAUCCAAGCACUGAAACAAAGUUUUAAUGCAUUUUAACUACUGCUAAAGGUCAAACUAUACCGCUUACAGUAGCUAUGUUUCCAUCCACCUAUUUUUAUGCACAUUUUGUAAUAUCGCAUAAAAAGUGCUAGAUGGAAAUGCCAAGAUGCGCAAUGUUCAUAAAUUACAAUGUAAACACAUGUACCGAAUAAAUUUCACCAUGCGUGUCAAAAGAAGUCAUGUGACUUUGCACAAUGGGACGGGAUAACUUGACUAACCAGCAGAUCGUACUCAUUGAACAGCAUUUGAAAUGUUGAUUUGGUCGUUCUGAAAUGCCAGAGCAAAGUCUGUCAUCAAAGUAUUUCUGUAUAAUUGUAUAACACGACUGCAUUCCCAAACAGCAGCAUCCACCUCCGAAAGCAAUACAUAUAUUUAUUGUGUUUCAUCUGCUCGCUCUGAGGCGCAACUUAUUAUAUGAAAAAUAUUAUAUUUAGUGGCUGCGCCUACUUUUUUUUAGUGAUAGGCUAUUUAGUGCCAUUUUAUCAGGAAGUGACGAUUUUGUUCUCUUCGACUCGUUGGAUGGAAACGAUGCUUUAUUUGCAAAUAUGCAAUUUUAUGCGAUAUUCCAGUUUUGUGCAUUAAGUUCAAUUGGAAUCUUUGGAUGGAAACAUAGCUAGUGUGCAUGAUGCAAAGUUUCUUCACCAAAAUAUACUGCACAUACACAAGAAAAACAGUAGACAAUGGACAAAUAUUAAACUUUCAAGAGCGCAUGUGUCCGCCUGCAUUCGUGCAUACUAUCAAAUGGAGUAUAUUUUGAAAGACUGCACAUUCGACUGUACGCAUAUGCUAGCAUACUUGCACAGAUACGAAGUAUACUUUGAGCUUUACUGGUAUAAUAAAAGUGUUGGUUUGCCAUCUCAUUACAGGGAGCACCUGCCAUGUGAGAUUAAUUUUGGAUUAACAUUCACUUAAGACUGUAAAGUAUUUUUGACCCACAAUGUUUUGAACAAACUGGCGUUUUGUCUUUGAGUAUGUGUGGUUUUGUUAGAAUUUGUGUUAGUUUAACAUUAUCCUUUUUUUCUUUUUUUUUUUAAAUACCAGGUCUGAAUUUGAUUUUUGAUGUUUUAAAAAGCCUUGUAAAUAAUCUAAACCUUUUAUAUUCAACUGUACUUUGUGUUAAACGUUUUGCAGUAAAUUCAUGUUCUUGGUGACAAGCUGGGAUUGUUCUUGUUUCAAAUAAAAUAUAUUUAUUGUA
Molecule: messenger RNA, 4456 nt
Organism: Cyprinus carpio (common carp)
Lineage: Eukaryota; Metazoa; Chordata; Actinopteri; Cypriniformes; Cyprinidae
Gene: nfe2l1a
Product: nfe2 like bZIP transcription factor 1a
Biological process (GO): regulation of transcription by RNA polymerase II
Cellular component (GO): nucleus
Molecular function (GO): RNA polymerase II cis-regulatory region sequence-specific DNA binding; DNA-binding transcription factor activity, RNA polymerase II-specific
Source: RefSeq, a predicted model, not a curated record